CAUGGACGACGACGGCCGAGGCGUGCACCAAGCGCUUUGGGACGCCGCCGCGCAGCUGAGUCCGCGCCGGGCGCCAGACGAUGACGCCGUCGCGACGACCACGCUACCCUUCUACGAGCACGUGCCACCUGCCGAGGCGCUCCGGCGACUCUUCGUCUGGUUUCGGUCGCCGACCGAUCGUGACGGCAUGAGCCGAGAUGCGUUCAACCGGCUGCGUUGCGCAGUGCACAGCGCCGAGGUGACCCAAGAGCAGUGGACGCUGGCGAUGCGCGCGCUCGGCAACAAUCACAAUGCGUUUGUGACCGAGGCCGAGUUCAAGGAGCUCUUUGGUCCACCGCCGUUCUUUGGUCCAACGGCGUCGUCGACGCACUUACCGCCGCAGCUGCUUCUCGUGCAAGAGGUGACGCGCAUGGAGGCGUUCGUGCACUUUCUAAAGCACCUCUUUGAACGGUACGCGACCGACGGCGUCACCAUGACGUUCGAGAAUCUCAAAUCGCUGCGACGCCAAGCCGGCAUCGCCACGCCGCUCGAUGUGGCGACGUGGGAGUCGCUCUGUAAGCGCGUGCAGGCACCGCUCGAGUCGAUGAACUGGAUGCAGUUUGCGUCCGCGUGGCACAUCAACUUGCAUACUAACAAGCGCGAGGGCCCGCGGGGCUUUUGCUACCCGCACGUCCACCCGAGCGACGCCGUUCACGCGUGUGUCGCCGACGAGAAGGUGCAACUGCACUUUAGCAAGCACGAUGUGGUGUCGCGCGAGACGUUGCAUCAGCUCUUGGAGGCCACGUCCAAGCCCGAGACGUCGUCGUUUUCGCUGCUCAAAAAGAGAAAAAAAUCGAGUAAAAGAGCCAUGACCGACGACGAAUGGUGCGCCAUGCUCGAGAAUCUGCAAGCCGCCGAAUACCCGCUCCACGACGAAACCAACAAGAACGCCAUCGAGUUGCAUCCGCAGCGCCGGGUCAAAGACGUACGCUUGCCGACCAAGCCCCACGACACGAUCAUCCACACGGCCAACAACCUUAUGAUGUACGAGAUUGCCUUUGACGAGCUCGGACCGAUUGGGCUCCAAGUGCAAAGUGACUUUUUCGGCCAGUGCAUGGCGAUCCGCGCCAUUGACGGUCAAGCCAAGAAGCACGCGCUCAUCCAGCUCAACGAUAUCGUGGCGUGCGUCGACGGUCGUAUGACCAUCUAUGCGCCCGCUUCGUCUGAGGCCGACGAGGCGACGCGCCAGAGUGAAAUGCAAGCCAUGUUCGAUACCCACGGCAGCAGCAGCCAGCGCAUCGUGUUUUUGCGCCAAGAAGUCUAUUACAACAACCUGCAAGCCACCGACGGCAUCCGCGUCGUGCUUCAGACAUACGCCGCGCUUGAGAAAGGCGACACGUUCACAGUACGACUACCACCCGGGUAUACGCCGGUCGAUCCACGCAGCAAGCGGUUGCGCAUCGAGUUCGAGUCCCAAUUGCAGUACGAGCUUGUACCCGAAGCCAGCGUCGAGGAGGGCAUUGUCACGAUUACGCUGACAGGACCGAAAGGUCUGGCUUCCCACUCGUAUAUGACCAUGGUACUGCAUGGGAUCGUAUGCCCGCAGUCGGUCGUCGCGGGGCCCGGUGACAUCUCCCACGUCGAUGGCGCGACAGUCGUCAAGCUCUAUGCGGACUGGACGCCAUGGCAGCGCCUCGUCACCGACGCGUUUGCCACCAAGCCGCUGCGCAUCGACGAAAGUCGCUUCUCCGACCCGUCGUUGACGCCCAAGACUCUGAGCGUCGACCAAGGGGACUCGGGGAUCACGCUCACGUCGGACUUUUACGGCCAGUGCGCGGUUGUUGCGAGCAUCUCGCCGCUCAAAGGCAUCACAACCAUCUUGCCCGAAGACGUGCUGAGCUGCGUGAGCUACACCAAUGCGGACGGCGUCGUCGAGCGCGUGAGCUUGAUCAAGCCAUUUGCGCUCUCGUCGUCGGACGCGACGCGGCACUUCAAGUACGUCGAGAGCGUGCUGCAGGAACGCGCCUCCUCCCAGACACCGUACACGCUCCAGUUUUUGCGCCUCCACUCGUUCUACGUGCAGAACGGACUCAAGACGACGCUGACGUUCGAUGCGCUCACGCGAUUGGAGGCGAACGCAGUGAUUGCCAUCGAGAUGCCCAACUCGGAUUGGCGCGCACCGGACUUUGAUGCAAUGUCGGCCAUCUUUGUCAAGCCAGAGGGACUCAACGUCGCGCGCAUGCACUGGGACGCCGGCGCCCACUAUUUUGAAGUGACGCUCGGUGAGUGUGCGUUGGAAGUAGGGACGCAGCUCGUGCUCGAACUCGUUGGCGUCCAAGGACCCGCCGAGCGCACGGCAGGGCCAUCGGAAAUCACGUUUGUGGGAGCAAACCGCAUGCGGCUCGAGCUCCACGAGCAUUGGCACUCGUUUCUUGGCGGCUGGAGCGGCAUUGCAAGCGAUCAGCUCGUCAACGUGCUUGCGACGCUCGAGACGACGCCGCUUGAUCUCUGGACCGUCCUCGAGUACUCGCACCUGCUCUUCCGCAUGUAUGCCGACAAGGCGACAUCGCACAUGACGCUCGCUCGCACCAACGUCCUCCGCGCCGCAGUGUUUGGGCCUGGUAACGAUAUGGACGAAGAGACGUGGCUUCGUGCGUGUCGCCGGGUCCACGCCGCCCCUCGCAAGGGCUUGGACGAGAAGCAGUUUGCUGUUGCUCUCUUGCAGCUCCUCGGUGACAAGGUGUCGCCCAACGACAUUCAGCGUAUCUACGUGUUUGUGCACUCGGUUGAGAAGCUCUUUUGCACGGCGCUCGACCUCUUUGAGCCAGCGCACGUGAUGGAGCUACACGAACCCAGCAUGCGCGCGCUCCACCGCGCCGUGUUCCAGCACCUUCCGUUCCGGACGUUCCAAGACAAGUUGUGGCGCCUCGGGUCGCAAGGGCGCUGGUCCUUGGACGCGUUUGGCCGGGGCUUUUACCAGGCGCAGCGCGACGGCAUGGACCCUGUCGCAGCGUGGGUCAAAUUGCACUACGCGUCGGCACUCUUUGAUCAGUUUGCGCGCAUGAGUGAAAUGCAGCGCGACAACUGGCGCGACAUGCUCAAAGCGCGCAAGUCGGACAUCAUUUUGGACGAAGACUUGUGGACGAGUCUCUGCGCGUCGGUCGUCGGCAACCACGUGACGCCGUCGCGGGGGCUCACAAAAGGCGGGUUUGUCCAAGCGUACCACUCGAACGUGCUCGGGCCCGUGCGUGAUGCGAUGGUCGACUGGAACUACAUUCAAGCGUACAGCAUCGAGCCCACGGCCCACCAGCGCAGCAUUAGCGACGCCGUCGAGGCGCAGUCGGCGGUCGCGCCCGAGAAGCUUCGCGUCAACGACAUUGCGACCAAAGCGCUCGAGGCGCUAGUGAGCACGGACGAUAUCGCCGAGGAAGCGAUCAAGCUCAACAUUGACUUCAAGCGUACCGAUGUGGUCGAAGAGCGCGUGAUCAAGUUCAAAGAAGAUGCUCUCACAACAAACUUUGCGUCGUAUGCGGCGGCGCGCGAUCGGGGCUUCUUACAUGUCCGCGUCAAGAGUGUCUGCGAACUACGCAAGGACGACGAUGACGACGGAGAGGACAUGGACGACGACGACAUGAACACGACACUCGACGAGUACUAUGUCGUCAUGUACACCAUCUCCUCGGACGAGUGGCGCAACGAGUUCAAGCCCGUCGUGCGCACGUGGGCCGAUUGGCGCCAACACAUUGGCGCGACGCUCAAACGCAAAGCGCUCGAGCUAUUGCGGGGCCAGCGCAAGGAGCCGUAUGUGUGCGGUCCCCACGAGCUGUGGGACUUUGCCGAGUCACAGGCGCUGGCGGCCGAGUACGCGACCAAGGCAACCGAGUUUCUCGAGCAAACCGAAGUCGAUGACGCGCUGCGUGACGACAUGACGCAGCUCUGCGAGCGGUUCAACCCGUACUCGCCCCUCCUCGCGCCAAAACCACCGCCAGAACCGGUUGGCAAGAAGGCACGCAAGGCACCAACGGCCGUCCCCACCGCCCCGGCCGUCGACUUGAAAGCAGGACGCGCCGUGUCCCGUCUCGUCACCGAGGACGCCUCGAGCGCAGGCGUUCUUCGGUUCCCCGAAGAUGCCUUUCGCCUGUUCGUCGACCGCGAGCAGAGAGCCCCCCGGCAGUCGCACGUUGUUGUCAAGCUCUUCAAGCGCACCAAGUCGGGGCAGAACAAGGCUGCGAUCGAUGCGCUCAACGUGAAGUCGCGCGAGCUUACGCGCGCCGAGCGCUCCGAGCGUGUGAUUCGCGCGCUCUUGCUCAAAACGAAGCUCCACCUCACGCACCGCAUUCACGCCAACCUCGGGUCCAUUAACAGCGAGAUCCAGCUCGAGCUCUCCAAGUUCAAGCGCAAGGAGAAGGAUCUUGCUGAGCUCCAAGCGCGGAUCCACACGCUGCGCGACGACGUGCAUGCACUCGAGUUGCAGCAGCCAACGGCCGCAUCCACCAACAACGUUGCACCGGCCUCCCUGAUUGGACAGGUCGCUCUGCCGCUCGAUGAACUCUUUAGUAUUCUGUACAACGACAGCCUCGAGACGGAUGACCUCGUCAUGCUACUGGACACCGACCGCCAUGUCGCGGGCAAAAUGCUGCUGCAAUUUCAGUUUCAAGCCAGCGCGCCGUGGUGCCGCCCGUCCAACCAAGACGCGCCGCCGCCACCCUUGCGACUCGCGACCGACGGCACGCUCGACUACCCGUCGGAAGCGCCGCUCCACGUCGAGUGGGCCACGAGCGACGAAGCCAAUGUCGCCAAGCGCGACACACUCUGCCUCGUGCGUGAGACCGAGCGCCAAAAGCUUGUGCUCAACGCGCCGUUCUUUUUAUUUUACUGGAACACGGAUAUCGGUGACGGGCAGUGGGACUGCUUCCAAUCAAGCCUCAAGCUCUACUCGGGCCCGGCGGUUGACAAGGCGCGCGUCAUUCAAAUGACGCCACCGUCGGGUAACGACAAGGCGCAGCGCGGCACACUUUUACUGCCGUCGUCGCGCGACCUCUCGCUGCCACCGGGCACGUACCGUCUCGUGCUCAUGCGCCAAGAAGAGGAUGGCGGCCGGAAGUUUCGCUCCGUGCUCGGCGUGAGCCCAUGCUUGCACGUCUUUGUGGGCGUCAACAGCGUCCACACGGUCUUUGGCACGACGCCGUUUGUUGAUGUCAAGACGGUCCGGUGCGCCAUGGCGAUCGUCGACAACGCCACUGACAAUGCCAUCGCGAGCACACUACCGGCGUUGAACGCGACUGAGCCGUGGCUGCGCGCCGCAAGCUACGAGAUCGAGCUUGUCAACGCCAUCGCAAUGCUGCGCACGCAAAUUGAGUCGUUGCAGACGCAGCUGCAGUCGCAAGAAUCGCACCCGGCUCCGAUCCUCGAGGCUAUGCAAAUGGAAGUCGAGGCCUAUACCAACCGUGUCGACGCGCUGGAGAAGCUGCAAGACCAAGGCAUUGAUGCGAUCCGCGACCAAGAACGCCAAGUGUGCGACGACUUGCAGCGCUGCGAGGACCAACUGGCGCAAUGCGAAGCACACAAACGCGCGGUGGUUGCGGCGGGGAACGAGCCGGACGCCGACGUGAGCAAGACGAUGCAAGGACUGCAAGCCAACAUUGACGAUCUCAACGAGACCAAAACGACGCUGGCUAUGGUUGUGGCAGAAUAUUUGCGGCGUCAAGAACCUCCCGCGGCAGUCGUGGCCGCAGGUUCUGGCGCAGAGACGCCGGUCUUUACGUACAGCUCGUACAUGCGCGUCGACUGCCUCCUGCAGGGCGAGGCGGCACAGCUGCCGCAUUCCCAGAGCACUACAGUGCACGAUUACGUGAUCGUAUUGCCCCAAGUGGUGGUCGAAACCGCCGACAAACUCCGCGUCAAAAUUCUGGGCAAGCUCCAGUCGAUGAACGUGGAGCGAUCGCAGCACGUGCGGGACCAGAUCCAGAUCGAGCUUCAGAUUUUGCUGCGCAUCGUCGAGAUUUCGAAUGCGUGGCUCCUCUCGCGCAUCUUCUCGACGCGCGAGUGGUACUCGCUGUACGGACAGCUUGCGCAGCUGCGCUGGCUCUACAUCUUUGAGGAGUGCUAUCCCGUCUUCCAGAAAGCCCCGAGCGAAGUCCGGCUGCUCUUCCCCUUCAUUUUGCAAGAGCUCGCCGACGAACUUCAGUCGCGCAGCCACGAGCUCGAAUUGGCACUGCCAACGCGCGUGGUCAAUGCCACGCUAUCCUUGCGCGAGGUACCGGUCACUAACUUUACCCCGGCGGGGGGCGACGUGCAGGGUCGCAUCGAUGGCUCGGUGGCGUCUUUUGUAGGCCUCGACCCUAACUGGCGCAGCUGGACAAACUACCUUCGGCGCUUCUUUGGUCUUGAUCCAUGCCUCGGGGGCAUGUACAUUGCCAAGUACAUCCGGCGAGGCGGCGAGGUCGGGAACGCCCGCGGCGAGCUCGGUCGCGUCGGGCCAUUUGCGAUCAACGUUGAUGCGGACGAAGCUCAAUUGUGGUUCCUUGCGCCUGAGAAGCGGCUCUUGUACACGGAAAUGGCCUUCCACCUUGGCGUCACGGCGCUCAAGUACUUUGUGGCGCUUCUCAACUUGUCGUUCAACGUCAACUUUGUCGCCAACCUCGUCGCGUCGUCGAGUUGGUUUAGCCACUCUACGGAGGUUCUCAAGGCGAUGAAGGCCGACUGCACCGCCGCGCUCGCCAACGUCCUCUCGUUUGUGUCGGUCGUCAUUGGCUGGUUCGACUAUGUGUUUUCGUACAUCCUCAACUACAUCAUGGUCGAGCUCAAUUUCUUCGACAAAUAUGUUGGCUGCGGGCAGGGCUACAUCCUCCUCCUCAUUUGGGUGCUCAUGUGGCUCGCAACGCUCUUCCUUUACAUUGUGAUCCAAGAAGACGUGCUCGUCAAGGUCCAAAAGAUCAGCUACUAUCUCCCGUUCAACGUUGGCCGGGUCGGCGAAGAUCGACUCGAACAACUCGGUGCGCUUCUCGUGAGCCCUGUCUUGAUUGUCAUCAAGGUCCUCGUGCUUUUCAUUGCAAAGCAGUGGCACGCGUACUCGGAGCAAGCGUCGACCGGGUCGCUCUUCAGCCUCACGCGCUACAGCACGAGUGGCGUCGCGUGCCCGGCCAUGGAGGUCAACUACGCGUUUCAGGUAGUCUCGGCCGUGCUCUUGGGUGGCUUCUUUUACUUUCUGCUGCCUCUCCUUGUGCUCGAUAUUUACAGCUGGAAGCCGCCGACCGACUUGGCCAAGGACGCGGACCGACUCGCAUUGUCGCACCGCGGGGGUCGCCACGGGAUUUGGGCGGCGGUCGCCAACAACGUCAACUUGGUCGAACCACCAACGUCGUGGCCACGCCGGUGCUGCUGCCACCCGUUCCAGCUGUUUUGGUUCGCGGGGCGUGGGAAGCGACUCUUUCGGGACUACCGGCGCUACGACUUUUACAAGCUCACGCUCAAGUACGGUUUUGUCGGCAUUUGGUUUGUCAUCCUCUACAUCUACUCGGUUCUCAUGCUCCAAGCGGUCGCGCGCGCGCUCGGCGCCGUCUUUGGGUGGCGCGGCCGGGCUGACUACAUGUACGACAAGCCGCAUUUACGGCCGUAUGGGACAUCGCACCUCGACCGGAUCUGCUGUCGCUUCAAUUGGUACUGGCGUCGGUCGUGGGUGGUGCAAAAGGUCCUCCAGCCCAUGUACAACUGCGCCUUGGUAACAAUCGGCGCGUGGACGACGGGGGAGUGGACCACCUACGACAUUGAGGAGCGGGCCAAAAACUGUUUCCCGAUGGAGCCCAACAACGAAAUCAAGCAGCUGCAAAUGAUGUCGCUGCACGGCAAGGUCAACAGUCUGAUUUGGCUGCCAUUUCCCGUCAUUGGUUUCCUGGCGUACGUCUCGGACAUUCUCAAUCGCGGACCGAUUUUGAGUUACCUUCUUAACCGCAUGUUUCUCCAAGUCGACAAGCCUGCGAACGAGCGGGAUCCGAGUGUGCGCUGGAAGAUCCAUCGGUGGAUGCCCGAGUGCGUCGCAGGCAAGCGCGUCCGCUGCGGUGUCGUCGACGACAAGACCGUGUGCCUGCCCGACACAUGCUUUUACACGACAUUGGCCAAGUGGGGCAGCUCGGUCUUGGAGCUCGCGAUGGUCGUUGCGCUCAUCGCCGAGCCGCUCCAGAACCCAAAUGGCGCAGCCAACAGCGCCACGAUGAAGUGGAAGGCGCAAGUGGCCCUCCUCGCUGCGACGAUCGCACCGCUUAUCGAACUCAACCAACAGGCCCUCAAGUCGUACAAAAAAUUCCUCGAGCUGCGCGACACGAUGCAAAGCACUCUCGUGUCCGAGGGAAAAUCGCUGGCGCAGCAGCAAGCUGGCCGAGUUGGUGCGCCGAUCGAGAUGGCGUCGGCGGCCAACGCCGAAGUCCAAACGCUUUUGGGCACCAACGACGAGAACGAUGGCAACAGCAGCGACGAGGCAGAGAGCGACGACGAGAACGAUGACGAUGACGGCAGCAAAGACCUCAUCGUGCUCACGGCGACGCCCGAGACGAGCUUUGUCAUCCAGAGCGACCAACUCGACGAAGGCGAAGGCGUCAUCACGGUCAAUUGGCGUGUGAAUGCGUCCCGGCGCUUCCACGCGUUUGACGCGAUCGGCAUGUUUCCGAAGCGCUCGCUGGCCGACACGCUCGUGAAGCGCACAAUGGACGAGUGUCUGUGCUACCGGCUCGUGUCGGAGCUCCGCGUCGAGCCGUUUGGGUGGCGCCCGACCACAAACGCUCAUGGCAACGAACUCUCAAGUGGCGUGCACUCGACCAAGAUGCUCCAGCACGCGCUCUUUUUGGAUAAAGUCACGCAACACGAGAUCGGCGAGCUCUCGCGCAAGUCGAUACACCAGCGCAAGGCGUCGCUCGUGCCCGCGCCCGACUCGGUCGAUGCGAUCGACGCCGUCUUGGACGCAGCGCCGGACGCCGUCAACCUCGACCGCGCGACCUUUGUGCUGGAAAACACGCUGGCUUCGGGCACCAUUGAGCCGUACGGGAAGCAAAUGUCCGAGAUGUUCCACGACGAGAUGCACGAGAAACAAGCGGCCUUUCGCACGCUCAGCGUCGACGACGCCGACGACCACAAAGCCGGUGGCUCAAAGGACGCGCGCGACACGCGGCGCGUGAGUGGCCAGGUCAAGUUUCGACCGGCCAAUAGCAACGAGCACGACGACCACCCGCAGCACGAAGAUUACGUCUUUGGCAACAGCGCUGGCAUCUUCCCAUGCAAGUAUGGGCUCGAACGCUACGAGUUCUUUUACCUCAAGUACACGGGGCACCACACUGCGCACUCGACGACGACGCCCUUGUACGAGGUCGUGGUCGACUCGAGCCGCGACAACGACGCCAAAGACCGCAAUGAUCCGAUCGUCGAGACGCGGCGCGGCGACUACGAGCCGCUGGUCAAGUUUACGUCCAACGCCAUCUCGAUCGGAACAUUCGACCUGUUCAUUCGGCUCACGAGCGACACGCCGCUUGUGUGGGCCAACCAAGCGGUCAAUUUGACGUGGGAGAUCUUUGGCGUCAACUACCGCGUCCUCUCGCAUCCACGCAACCGCAACUGCAUUGCGUUUUUCAAAGUCCGUGAUAUCCACAACACCCGCAUGUGUGCCAAGGUCGACAUUGUGCCCCCGUCGGCGUUCCUCGAGCCGCACGGCGGCGGCCCCGUUUCGGGGCGCAUGCUCGUCUUUACGCCGAGCGAGCCCGGCAUGUACGAGAUUCGGUUUCUCUUCAACUACUUCCACGAAGCCAAGUUGCACCGGCGCUGCCAGGUCUUUGGCCAGCUCGAAGAGCAAAUGCAGCUCCAGCGCAUCAAGUACCUCUUCCAGCGCCGCGACCUCGCGCGCACGCUGAGCCUCCUCCAGCAACAAACACUGAGCGCAUGGACGCAAGCGCUAGUCUACACGUACGCAUGGUUGCAUCCUGUCUUGAGCUACCUCCUCGACAAGCCCGUGCCCGACUCGGUCGUCAACAACCCGGGCCUCUUUACGCGCUACAUGGUACGUGAAGCCGCGGGCCAAUUGGCGCUGCUCGCCGAGACGGACCAUUCGCAGCUGCAAGGAUGCCUCACGCAGCUGCUCUCGCCGCUCCGGUCGCGCUCGUUCAUUGCGUUCUUUGGUGAUGCUUUCAACGGGAGCGAGGAGAUGCGGACGCACGCGUCCACAAUCGAGUUUGUGUCGCCCAGUGACGCGACCCGCGACGUCUUUUUGGAUGCCAAGACGAGAAGCAUUGCGCGGUGGCCCGCUGCGGUGACCGUCUCGCCCGAGAUUUGGCUUCUACAUGACGACAAGGUGCUGCUGGAUGCGGGCCCGGACAACUUUGAAGCCCUCGCGCUCGAGUACCUCAGUCGUCCGCUGCUGCCGGGCCGCGUCGACAUUCUCGAUGAGCUGAUUCUCGACAACCGCGCGCUUCUUACGACCGCCAAGCUAGUGGUCGAGAGCGUCGCGACCGCAGCGUGUGGCUUGUACGAGCCUGCGAUCGCAAGCGUCGUCCAAAGCUUCCUCAAGCAAGCCAAGCAAGCGGAAAAGCUCGGGCUCUUCCAAGACCUCGCGGUGCCGCUGCAAGACGAGAGCCGCAACCAUAUCCAGCGCCUCAUCCGCGCGCUCUUUGAGACGCACAGCCGGUCUGGCGACCGCUUUGUGGGCUGGGACACUGACGCUGCGCGCCCCCAAUUGGGGUUGGAUGUGCUCCAGCACCAAGCUCUGCGGGCGUGGCUCAAGCCCAAGUGCGUCCAAGGCAUCGUCAAAGUGCUCAAGCGCCGCUUUGCACUGCUCACAGCCUCGAACAGCGCGGUGGCGCUGCAGCUCGUACGUGCGACAGCGACCAAGUUCGGAUGCCGCCGCCCCACCGUUCCUCUCGUGUCCACCGCCGCCGUCGGGUUGCGCAGGCGCACCGGCAAAUCGGUCGUCUACUUUCUCCGUGAGGCCGAAACGAACGAAGCGACACUGCCGACACAUGCGUCGUAGAGCUUCCAUGUAUCAUCAUUGCGUGUCGAUAAGAAUCA
Messenger RNA from Saprolegnia diclina VS20, 11022 nucleotides. RefSeq lists its product as hypothetical. The annotation marks the transcript as partial. The record is from RefSeq and is a predicted model, not a curated record. The transcript is spliced from 19 exons. NCBI's taxonomy places the organism in Eukaryota, Oomycota, Saprolegniomycetes, Saprolegniales, Saprolegniaceae.